UUAGCCGCCUCCUGUGAAAUAACAAGCGAAGAAGAGAAGGAGCCAAUAGGAUGAAGAGCAGAGUGGACUUGUACAGGCAUGUCCAGAGGGUGCACGUGCUGUUUCGGAAGAAUGACUUCAAGGCCAAUUUCCUUGAUUGAUGAUGGCAGAGGUGUCAAGAAAGAAUAAAGCCUCCUCCUGGGGGCUUCUCAGCAACUAUCGGUAUUUGUGCAAAGAAGCCAUGAUGCUUCACACCGUGGAGAAGGCAAGAGCUAGGAAUAAAUGUCAGCAGAAGAUAGUAAUCGCCAACAUGAAGAGGAAAAGAGCAGAGCCACUGGAUACAAAUAAACUGGUCAAAAAAACGAAAUCGAGUGAAACAAAGCAGGAAAGUCAAAGCAGUCUGAACUCUGAAAACAACACUGAUGCAUCUAAACCUGGGCUUUCUGUGACUGUGCCUAAAGUGUCUGACCACACUAGUUUAGUCACAGCCCUCAGAGACUGCUGGGAGGUGGACAGCGGUUUCUCCUCUGAGGCCAGUCCUCCAGCCAGUGGUCGGAGUUCACCGUGCCUCAGCUCGUGCUCGACUACAGUGGUGGCGUUGGACUGUGAGAUGGUGGGGACGGGGCCUGGUGGGCGCUGCAGUGAGCUGGCCCGCUGCAGCAUCCUGGACUAUCAUGGUAACGUCCUGUAUGAUAAAUACGUCCAGCCGUGUCAGCGCGUCACAGACUACAGGACCCCCUGGAGUGGAAUCCGGAGGCAUCAUCUGCACAACGCCACACCCUUCGUUCAGGCCAGGGAGGAGAUCCUCAGUAUACUUGAGGGCAAAGUGGUCGUGGGCCACUCCAUCUACAACGACUUUGAGGCGCUGGACAUUCCUCAUCCAUGUCACAUGGUCAGGGACACCGGUACGACACGUCUCCUCAGCCGUUUGGCCGGUUUCCCCCGCAAGCGCUGCCCCUCUCUCAAAAUCUUGGCCAAUAAGCUGCUGAACAGGAAAAUACAGGUUGGGAAGAGAGGUCACUGUUCAGUGGAGGACGCUCAGGCCGCCCUCGACCUGUACAAGCUGGUGGAGGGCGAGUGGGAGCAGGAGCUGCAGAACAAGCUGAGGGACGACAACGCUCCACACGAGCCCAGCUUCGCCUCCUCAAACCACUACAUGCAGGACGAGUACUGGCCAGAUGAUGUCACAGCUGACAGCCAAUAAGAGGAAAGUAUUCACGAGACAUUCAGUGGAAACACCUCAGAAAGUCCCUAAGUUAGAUUUUGGUAUUCUUAGUCAUCAGAGUAGAUUCAGAGAACUAUAAAUAAUGUGAUGAUAUAAAUUAUGUGAAGUCUGAGGAGCUAAAAUUAUCCACAUUGUCUCAUGAGGAGAUGAACUGUAUCACUUUAGGGAAAAUAACUUUAUUGCUUGAAUGAAAACACUUGUUAACUUAUUGCUUUUAAACAUGUUAAACAUGGUUUGUGUUCCUAACAGCAUAUAGUUGCUGUGAUAUUUGCUUGCAGAGUUGAUAAGAAUCAAGAUGGUUGUUCUAGACUUGAUAAUGUUUAUAGUGUGAAAAGUGUUGGUGCUUUUAAAAUGUCUAACUUUGGAGUUUGGAGUUUUCUGACAGUCUCAGCUCUUACUUGAAAGGUUAAAAGGUUAACUGUUAAUAGGGCACAAAGCUCUAAGGCCACACAUAUAGCUGUUUUUGUUUUUAGUUUUUUUUUUUCUUUUCAAAUGGUUCUGUUUACGAGCACAUACAAAUGCACAUUUGGCUGCUGGGAGCAAACUCAAAAGCAGCAGAAGCUGCAGCUCUUAACAUGUUUUUCACUGUCUACAAGGCAAAAGAAAGAACACAAAUUUAAAAUAAACUGAGGACAAGUUUUAAAGUGAUGCAGUUACCUCCAUAUUUAUGUGGCCUUAGGUAUUUAUAUUGUAAGAAUACAAUAUUGUUCAUUACCUUGCACUGCAAGCUGCUCUUAAAUGUCCUAAUAAAAUGGCAUCUUGUUAAAAUAAA
Molecule: messenger RNA, 1976 nt
Organism: Lates calcarifer (barramundi perch)
Lineage: Eukaryota; Metazoa; Chordata; Actinopteri; Centropomidae
Gene: isg20
Product: interferon stimulated exonuclease gene
Exons: 4
Coding region: 140-1183 (347 amino acids)
Cellular component (GO): nucleus
Molecular function (GO): 3'-5'-RNA exonuclease activity; nucleic acid binding
Source: RefSeq, a predicted model, not a curated record